Molecule: messenger RNA, 558 nt
Organism: Pungitius pungitius (ninespine stickleback)
Lineage: Eukaryota; Metazoa; Chordata; Actinopteri; Perciformes; Gasterosteidae
Gene: ndufaf8
Product: NADH:ubiquinone oxidoreductase complex assembly factor 8
Exons: 3
Coding region: 196-408 (70 amino acids)
Biological process (GO): mitochondrial respiratory chain complex I assembly
Cellular component (GO): mitochondrion
Source: RefSeq, a predicted model, not a curated record
UCCUUGAUGACAGGGUCAACAAUAUGGCGCUGUCCAUACUUCACAGAAAUGCUUCAUCCGUCAGUUGAUGUGUACUUUAUUAUUCACAGCUUUAUACGCCUGUUAGUGGAUUCAACAACACCGCAAAGGGUUAUCGCUUCAUCCCUCAGUUUACUUAAAGGCCAAAGGACGUCUGUUAACGCCUGAGGAAGAAACAUGUCUGGAUCAAACGCCUGGAGCCGCAGUCGAGAGAAGAUGAGACUUUUCCCUGAACUGUUUGCACAGUGUGCAGGAGAGGCGGCAUCGUACGGGAAGUGCGUGGCUGCGUCCACGGCGGGCCGACAGGAGCUGAGCAGGGACACGUGUGCCCAGGAGUUCCAGGCGCUGAAGACCUGCUUCACCGCCGCAGCCAAGAAAAAAGCCAAGUGAAAGGAGUCCGUCCGGGCUUCGGUCGAGCUGGAACUCGGUGAAUGGACCCAGAUGAAAAGAGGCAGCGGGGAAUCCUUGAGUGACCCAACGGAUGCGUCUAAAGUUUGACUGAAUGUAUUAUACUGCGGGGAAUAAAAUGUUGGACCAACA